AUGACAACAGCAGAAGCCGGAAUUGUCGAGUUCCUAGACGCCACAAGCGAGAAACAUGGCGGCAGUCACGGCGGUAAAGGGAAGAAGCGGCAGCGGAAGCAGCUGUCUUCGUCGUCCUCAUUUUUAGACCGCUUCGAUAGUGGCAGCGAGGAUGAGCAACAAGGGGGGAAAACUCGUAAACGAGGCGUUCAUUCGAACGGAGACGCUUCUAACGGUGCAGAGCAGAAACCAGGGAAGAGAAAAAUAUCACCGGGAACGGCGGCAGCAGCAGGGUUGUUAUUAGACGGAGGUGACAUUAACGAGGGGCGAGGUGUAGACGAUCGAGGAGCACAAGGCAUAGCCUUAGAGGCAGGGCCGUCUGUUGCGCAAAAAGGGGGAGCUGCGGGGGCAAAGGGGAAGGGGGCUGCUGCAGCGCGCAAGGAGAGGGUUAAGGGACAGGGUUUAUCGGGAUCGCAGGCGGAAGGUUCUAGGGGAGAAGGGUUGGGAGACGAAGAGGAGGGUUUUGCGGAAUUCGUAGAGGGGGAUGAGGAGGAGAGAGUAGGAGAGAGUGAGGAAGAGGAGGAGAGUGAGGGAGAGGAGGAGAGUGAGGGAGACGAGGGGAGUGAGGGAGAGGAGGGGAGUGAGGGAGAGGAGGGAAGUGAAGAGGACGAGUUGAGGGGAAGUGAGAGUGAGGAAGGGGAGGAGGAAGGAGAGGAAGGAGAGGAGGAGGAGGAGGGGGAUGGGGACGGCGCAGGAGCAGCAGGUUCGGGAGCCGCCCCUUCGUCAUCUUUCGCAACAGCCUUCGCGAGCAUCAUGGCGAAGAAGGUCCCUGUUACCGGCAAGGUGCGCGAGAGCAACGGGGUUCCGGCUCCCCCCAUCUCCUCCCCCAAAUCCUCCCCCAGGCGCCCAUCCUGGCAGCGCGCAAGAAGCUGCUGGAGGAGGGGAAGGCGGGAGGAGGGGAAGGCGGGAGGAGGGGAAGGCGGGAGGAGGGGAAGGCGGGAGGAGGGGAAGGCGGGAGGAGGGGAGGCGAAGACCUUUCCUUCCCGGUUCCCUGUCCCCACUCUUGCAUUAGCCACACUUCCCAUUCCCCCCAUCCUCCCCCAGGCGCCCAUCCUAGCAGCGCGCAAGAAACUCUUGAAAGAGGGGAAGGCGGCAGUAGGAGAGCGAGCUCCAUUCACUCCUUACCUUUUUUCCGCCUUCCCGCACCCGUCCCCUUCCGCCCCUUGCCUCUCCCAAAUCCUCCCCCAGGAGGCGCCCAUCCUAGCAGCGCGCAAGAAGCUGCUGGAGGAGGGGAAGGCGGGGGGGACGAGAGCGAGCUUCACAGCGCGCAAGAAGCUGCUGGAGGAGGAAAAGGACAGCAAGGGCGUUCAUUGCCCCUCUUGGCUUUCAUUUCCCGCUCUUGCGCCCAUUUUAGCAGCACGCAAGAAACUGCUGGAGGAGGGGAAGGCGGCAGCAGGGGAGGCGAAGGCCAAAGCAGUGUCGGCAGCUGAGAGGAAGCAGGCGAAGAUGAUGGAGAGGGAGAUGGCACACGUGUUGCCAGAGCCGUUUCUAGGCCCAAAGGAAAAAGCCCUGGUGAAGAUCGCGACCAAGGGAGUGGUUCGGCUCUUCAAUGCGGUCAGCAAGGCCCAGAAGGUGCAGAAGCAAGCAUCGACCAAAGAUGCGGAUAAAAAAACUAAGGCAGCUUUCCUGACGGAACUAAGAGGCUCAACGGCAACACCUGGCAUUGGUGGCAUCGGUGGUGCUGCUGCAAGGCAAGGAGGCAAGGCCAAGCCAGAGGCUGCCACGUCAGCAGCAACGGCAGCAGAGGAGCCGACGUGGUCCUUGUUGGCCGAUAGCUUUCAGCUGGGGCAGUCGAACCUCAAGGGAUGGGACAAGGGCGACGAGGCGCCCAUGGCCUUUGACCCCGAAGGGAUUGCCAUUGGGGAGCUUGAUGACGACGAGGAUGAUGGGGGAGGAGGGGAGGAUGAUGAGGAUGAGGAGGAUGCUGUGGGUGAUAUGGAAGAGGAGGACGAGGAGGAUAGUGACGAGGACGAAUGA
Molecule: messenger RNA, 2016 nt
Organism: Closterium sp. Naga37s-1
Lineage: Eukaryota; Viridiplantae; Streptophyta; Zygnematophyceae; Desmidiales; Closteriaceae
Source: the annotation of a GenBank genome assembly